CUAUCCCCUUCAACUUCUUCCUACUUAUAUACUAAGGCAAGCAAGGAAAAUUUGUAUAGUCUAAAAGGCCAUAUAUAACAUUAUCAGUUAUUCUAGCUGAUUUGCCAAAUUCCACAGGAAAAUGUAUCCUCACAUAAAUGAAUCUGAAUCUGAGACAUAUGCAGCUCAUAGUCAUAGCCAUCCCCCUCCAGGCUAUGUUCUACAAGCUGUGCAUCCAAGUUAUUAUGGCCCUCCACAACCUUAUGUAUCUCCAUAUAUUAGCAACAGUACCCGGGUUCCUGUCAGGACACAGAGGUGGUCAACCGGUCUUUGCCGCUGUCUCGAUGAUCCCGGAAACUGUUUGGUCACUUGCUUCUGCCCUUGCAUUACGUUUGGGAUGAUAGCAGAGAUAGUAGAUAAAGGCACUUCAACUUGCACAUGUGGUGGAACUAUUUAUGGGACACUUCUGGCUCUGACUGGGCUUGCAUGCUUGUAUUCAUGCUCUUACCGCUCCAAAUUGAGAGCAGAAUAUGACUUGCCAGAAGCACCUUGUAUGGAUUGUUUGGUUCAUUUCUGCUGUGAAACUUGUGCUCUGUGCCAGGAAUAUAGAGAGCUCAAAAACCGUGGAUUUGACAUGAGCAUAGGGUGGGAAGCCAACAUGGAAAGACAAAGGCAAGGAGUAACAGUAGCACCAAUAACACCAGCUAUGACAAGAUGAAAGAUCAAACCUCUUUGUCACUACCCCCAGGAGCUGUUGAUGUUGUUUCAACUUUGUUAGCUACUUGUUUGAGUUCUUAUUUUUUUUGUUAACAAGGAGGACCUUUGUCAAAAAAUUCUCAAAUUUUAGUGAUCUUCUAGCUGAUCAAGAAAAUUUAUUUGGCCUCAAAGGUUUGCCUUGGACAUAUUUAAUAGGACAACAUUGAGUUGAAUUACUUCUCAUAGACAAUAUGUGUAUGGCUAGAGAGGAGGGGGCAUUGCAAGCAUAUCAAUAUCAGCAAGAUGAUAUUUGCAGUUUA
Molecule: messenger RNA, 995 nt
Organism: Lotus japonicus
Lineage: Eukaryota; Viridiplantae; Streptophyta; Magnoliopsida; Fabales; Fabaceae
Product: cell number regulator 1-like
Exons: 4
Coding region: 122-697 (191 amino acids)
Source: RefSeq, a predicted model, not a curated record